AUGUUGCCGGAAAAAUAUCUACUCAGCUUGUAUUGGACCAGAAUGUUCAAUGUGUUAAUGCAAAACUAUCUAUCGUCCACCACAACUUGCAUUAUUUGGUCUGAGAAUGAAAACUUUUCAAUCAACUGGGAGAAUGCCAAUCCAACAGCCGGUGCAAUCAUAAACAUCCGCUUGCGUGAUUUGGAGGAAUCUUUUGUUGAAGAUGUUGUGAAUUUUGCAGCCAAACGUGAAGAGCUACUCAAUGAUUAUGUGACAUUGAAUCCAUUUGUGGAAAAGUUGACUUUGUCAAUAGAAAAGUCACAUUGUGAGAGUUUCAUUGCCUUUCAAAUGGAUAUACCAAUUUUCAUUGAAGCGAUUAUAAAUGCCAGUCGCUAUUCAAUUUGGCGUUCAUUAAGCAAUAAAUUUGUAUUCGUCUACAAUGAGAAUGCACUACAAGAAGUUGUCUUUCGGCAUCGAUUUUUUGAAGAUCAAUCCGCCAUACUUCUUAUUGAGCGAUCUAAUGCGAGUGCCGAAAUUUUCCAUUUGAAAACAAAUAAAUUUGUCGGUCCAAGAGCUGAGAACCCUAAAGAAAUUUAUUCGCUUGAUCGCUUCAAUGCCUCUGGCAACAAUUUCCUACAAGGCAGCAAUCUCUUCCCGGAUAAGUUGAAAAAUCUGCAAGGACGUGAAGUGAUUUUAGCAGCUUUCGACUAUCGGCCGGAUGUUAUUUUGGAAUAUUAUCCUGGCGCACCUUCGCAUGACAGAGCUUUUGCACCUAACGAUACUAAUGGCGAUGUCAAAAUCGAUGGCACGGAGGCCAGAAUAUUGAAGACAUUUUGCGAAAUGUAUAACUGUUCGAUCGAUAUUGAUAAAUCGGAUGUCGACGACUGGGGUAUUGCUUACAGGAAUAUGACUGGAGAGGCCACUUUGGGCAUGUUAGCUGAGGGCAAAGCUGAAGUGGGCAUAAGCGCUAUGUAUACGUGGUAA
This is a messenger RNA of Rhagoletis pomonella (apple maggot), 963 nucleotides long. RefSeq lists its product as uncharacterized. Lineage: Eukaryota; Metazoa; Arthropoda; Insecta; Diptera; Tephritidae. Bases 1 to 963 code for a protein of 320 amino acids. The transcript is spliced from 6 exons. The record is from RefSeq and is a predicted model, not a curated record.